Molecule: messenger RNA, 2236 nt
Organism: Hypomesus transpacificus
Lineage: Eukaryota; Metazoa; Chordata; Actinopteri; Osmeriformes; Osmeridae
Gene: rmdn3
Product: regulator of microtubule dynamics 3
Exons: 12
Coding region: 637-2211 (524 amino acids)
Cellular component (GO): spindle microtubule; cytoplasm; mitotic spindle pole
Molecular function (GO): microtubule binding
Source: RefSeq, a predicted model, not a curated record
AGCGUGUCGCAACUCUCUUUUUCUAUGGCUCUGGUUCCUCCUCCCUGGUACAAAGUCAAAUCGACGCGCGGGUCAAAAACGACACAGAACACGACGAUGUUUUGUUUUUAACUCUAAGGUCUUUGCCCUUGAUUCUGUAAACGUGUAUGGUAGCUAGCGUGUGUAUUACAGACAGAAAAGUAAUAUAUUGUAUGUGUUUGGAUGGACCACAUCACCUGCAUGCUUGUUUUAGUUACCAUCUCAGUUUUUGACAGCUCGUUCUAGUCCAUGCUACCCGGGCUUAGCAUUAACAUCAGGCAUUUGAUGUAGCUAGCCAUAGUCGUCUCACAAGUACCGAUUAUGAAAGUGAAGGCAUUGCUGGCAUGUAAACAUUUCUAUUAAAUAACGUUGGUAUUUAUCUAGUUUUUUUGUCAUCGGGUAUCAUCUCCCACAUUUACACCGAAGUGGUUGGGUGUAGUAGCACUAUCCAAGAAAGCUAGAAUAGCUAGCUUCGCGAACGUCGGUCGUACUAGGCUACUCGUGCGUUUUACCAGUAGUUCAGCUCAAAUAUUGUAAAAAACGAAAGUGCUGUCAUCAGCAUGAGGUUUUGACUUGAGACAAAGCCAACUGUAAACCACUUAAGUUUGAAUUCCGGGUAUGGUCUCACUUUGGCGUACCAUGAACACGUCGUUGGGGAGAAAUGGCAUGAUAGGACUGGGUGUUGGAGCCACAGCAGGUGUAGGCUUGAUAGCAUUUAUAAUCUACAAAGAAGUGACGAGAAGAAGAUCUCAAUGCUUGCAACUUCACACCAGCCCUCUUUGCCAGGCGACGGACAUUACUGAUCCAGAUGCUCUCCUCCUUGAACCGCUUAAUGCAGAAGACCCCUCCUUCCUGUCCCCAUCCCCAGAGGCGGCUGCCCAGCAGCAGGCCCUGGCAGCGGUGGAGGCGGUGGUGCAGGGCCUGUCCCCAGGGCAGCAGGCGCAGCUGAGGAACCGCCUGGACGAGGUGCUGACCUGCGUGGCCUCUCUCCGCGGCGAGGUGGCCGAGCUCCGCGGCGGCCUGCAGGACAUCGCCCAGCAGAUCAUCCAGGAUGUCAAAAAGGGCAUGGAGGAGAGCCAGCGGGCGCGGAGGAGACGCCACAUCAUCCACAGGGAGCGCACUGACUCCAUGAGCUCCAGUUCCAUCUACUUCACCGCCAGCCAGGGAACAGCCAGUCUGUAUGCAGGGGACACCAGCGAGGGAGGGUACUCAACCGCUAACGCCGAGUCUGACUACACGGACCGAGACACGGACAGAGAGACCGACAGGGAAGGAGAGAUAGAGCCAGAGCAGGAGUCGGAGGACGAAGACGAGGACAAGAGCUGUGCCACGGUCCUUACUCUACGCCAGGACGAUUCUCAGGAAGAGGGGGAGGAGGAGGUGGAGGAGGAGGAAGAACCGAGGACACAGCAAGAGGAGGAGAGGAAGGAGUUUGUGGCAGAGGCGCCCAGUGGGGAGUUGGCCCUGCUCCUGGCUCAGAGCGAUAUCCUCCAUACAGGAGAUGCCAGCCUGAAAGCAGAGGGCUUUCACCUCCUACUUGCCAACAAAGCACAGUAUGGCAACAGCAGGGAGUUUUUAUGGCGACUAGCCCGCGCCUACAGCGACAUGUGUGACGCUACAGAGGACAAACAGGAGAGGAAGUCAUACGCAGAGCAAGGACGGGAGGAGGCCGAGGUUGCUCUGAAGAGGAAUGGCCUGAACGCAGAGUGCCACAAGUGGUUUGCUGUCCUCACAGGACUUACCUCCCAGUACGAGAGCAUGCAUGGCAAACUAAAAAGCAGCCACAUUCUCAAGGAACAUCUAGACAGAGCGAUCUCCCUCAGGGACGAUGAUCCACUGUGCUUCUACCUACUUGGGCGCUGGUGUUAUGAGGUUUCCUCUCUUGGCUGGUUGGAGAAGAAGGCUGCAGCUGCCUUGUAUGAAAGGCCACCCACAUCAACUCUCCAUGAAGCAUUGGAAAACUUCCUCAAGGCUGAGGAGCUCAACCCAGGAUUUUCUAAGACAGUGAGACUUUACAUUGCAAAGUGUCACAACGAGCUUGGUAAUGGAUCUGAGGCAAGGAAUUGGGCGAGGCUUGCUUUAAACAUGCCUAGCACUUCUAAUCAGGAGGAUGACACCACAAAACUACAAGCAGAGCUUAGAGUCUUGAUUGACAAACCAAAUGACCUCCCGCUCUCCAGUGUUGAAAAAUAGGCAAGGACACAGAAGAUGUCCCUGA